AUGGCAGAUCAAGAUACUCCUGAGGUGAAUUCCUCCCAGGGAAUGUUUCUGUCGCUCUCGGGGGGACAAGCUGAGCAGUUGCACCUUUUGCCUGAAGUGAGAAGGGAGUUCUACGUAAACCACAAAGCUUCACUAAAGCUAAAAAAAAACACCGCUGUUGCUUUCAGGGGAUGUAAGGGUCUUGGCACCAGAGAAAUAACUUGGCCUACAACCAGGUCCCUGGAUGCCCCGUGGCGCCCUGUCCUCGGCCGCCCAGUGCCUCCUAAUGGCUGGCAGUUGACCCCUCCAACCAGGAUGACGCUGCGAGAGCAGCUAAGAGAGAAGAUUUCAGCGGCCUUCUACCGCCACGGCCUGCUGUGUGCCUCCUACCCAGUUCCCAUCAUCCUCUUCACCUCAGCCAGCAUCCUCACCUGCUGCUAUCCAUUAUUGAGGCUUCCCCUGCCUGGGACGGGUCCUGUGGAGUUCACCACAGGGGUGCGAGAUUACAGUGUUCCUUCCCAUGAGCCUCAGGGAGACCUCGGUGAACGGCCUGACUGGUACCGUGGUCUUCCGGUGGCCUACAUCCAGCAGGUGUUGGUGAAGGCAGCAGUGUCUCCGUGGGACAGCAGUCUGGUACCGGUUGAUGUGUUUCGCUCACCACUGGGCCGAGUCUUUAACCUUGUGGAGGAGAUCCGAAACCAUGUCCACCAAGACAGCUCUGGGGUUCGAAGUCUGGAGACUCUUUGUCUCCAGGUGUCAGACCUGUUUCCAGGAUUACGACGGAUGCAGUCGGUCCUGCCAGAGCAUGGCUGCCUUCUUGUAUCCCCUGGCAACUACUGGCAGAACCAGCGAGAACUAUUUGACUCCGACCCCGACCUCCUAAAGACCAUUCAGAAGCAUGAACCUAAAGGCCUGCACACCUCGGCCACACUGCGAGACCUCCUGUUUGGUGUCCCUGGCAAGUACAGUGGUGUCAGUCACUACAACAGGAAGAGAGUGGUGACGUACACAAUAACGGUAGUGCUGUACAGAUACGAUGCAAGCUUCCUGGGCAGCCUUCGGUCACGUCUGAAACAGCUCUACCCAUCAGCCAACUGCAGCCUCAGAGAUGAUCACAUGGUCCAUGUCCACUUUAAGGAAGAGAUUGGCAUCCCUGAACUCAUCCCGCUUGUAACCACGUACAUCAUCCUGUUUGCCUACAUCUAUUUCUCAACACGUAAAAUUGACAUGGUGAAGUCCAAGUGGGGCCUGGCUCUGGCUGCUGUGGUCACUGUCCUCAGUUCUCUGCUUAUGUCUGUGGGACUGUGCACUCUGUUUGGACUCACGCCCACACUCAAUGGAGGUGAGAUAUUUCCUUACCUGGUGGUGGUGAUUGGAUUGGAGAAUGUUUUGGUCCUCACAAAAUCUGUGGUGUCCACUCCUGUUGACCUUGAGGUUAAGCUACGCAUCGCUCAGGGACUAAGUAAUGAGAGCUGGUCUAUCAUGAAGAACAUGGCCACUGAACUGUGCAUCAUUCUCAUUGGCUAUUUCACUCUGGUUCCAGCAAUCCAGGAGUUCUGUCUGUUUGCUGUUGUCGGCCUGGUGUCUGACUUCUUCCUGCAGAUGUUCUUCUUCACCACUGUACUUUCUAUAGACAUUCGCCGCAUGGAGUUGGCUGACCUAAACCGCCGGCUGCCAGCUGAAGCAGGACUGCCUCCACCCAAACCUGGUCCUCUGCGACCACGUGAGGUCCCCCCUCCCCCAAGACCCUCUCCUCAUACCAUAACCCUGCAGACCCCAGCCUUCAGGAACCUCAGGCUUCCCAAGAGGCUGCGUGUGGUCUACUUCCUGGCUCGCACACGCUUGGCCCAGCGCAUCAUCAUGAUUGGCACAGUAAUCUGGAUAGGCAUCCUGGUCUACACUGAUCCUGCUGGGCUCCGCACCUACCUGGCUGCACAGGUAUCAGAGCAAAGCCCACUGGGGGACCCCGGGGGUGGUGGACUUCCCCCUCACUUUGGAGUGGCUCCUGUCUUCCAUGGCAGAGACCCUACCAGCACCCUCAGAGUAGUUCAUCCAGCUCCACAGCCCACUCCUCUACCAGAGAACCAGUCACAGGGGCACCACGGUGCUGCAAGGGCAGGGCCCCUCCCUCAUUCUCCACCUGCUAUUCCUCAAAUCACUUGGGGUGCUGAGGAUGAGGAGGGCUGGAGGAGGCUGUCCUUUAGGCACUGGCCUUCACUCUUCAGCUACUAUAAUAUUACUUUGGCAAAGAGGUACAUCAGUAUCCUGCCUGUCAUCCCUGUGACCCUUCACCUCAGCCCACAGGAAGCUAUUGAGACACGUCACCCACAGGACACGAGACACCCGCCACCACCCAUCCCCAAAGUGUCUGCAGAUCUGCAGACAGACCUAACACUGUACAAGGUUGCAGCUUUGGGCCUGGCAGCAGGAGUCCUGCUGGUUCUACUGCUCUUUUGCCUCUAUCGGGUCCUGUGUCCUCGUAACUAUGGACAGAAUGGCGUGGCCCAUGGACGGCGGCGCCGAGGGGACCUGCCCUGUGAUGACUACGGUUACUCACCUCCUGUCAGCGAGAUCUCACCUCUGCUGCUGAGAGGACACAGCAUGGACAUUGAGUGUUUGGCUAGUGAUGGGAUGCUACUGGCCAGUUGUUGCCUGGCAGGACAGAUCCGGGUUUGGGAUGCCCAAACUGGUGACUGUCUGACUGUCAUCCCAAACCAUGGGCUGAGACGGAGCAGCAGCAGUAGCUGCUGGGAGCAGCGUGAUGGAUUGGACAGCGGGGCUCCCGAGUUGGACUAUUUAGGAUCUGAAGGUCAUGACCCCUCCAUCAGUGGUGAUGGUCUAUCAGAGGAUGAGGGCUACCCUCUCAGACGUCGAACCGCUCCCUCCAGACCCACACUGUUCACAGACCAGCCUGACCUCACCCCACUCAUCGACACCAACUUCACCUUGCAGCCGCCCUCACACCUGUCCACCCCCCCCAGGGGAGGCUUUGACUUCGGGGGCCUGGUGGAGCGGGCCUACAUGGAACAUGAACCCCCCUCUCCCUCCACCUACCCAUCACCAUCCUCACCAUCCUCUUCACCCCCAUCAGGAGCUCUGUUGCAGAGGAGACCAAGCCUGGGGGAUGCAGCUGCCUCUCUCCCACAGGACAGAGUAUCUGCAGUGGGUCCUCAAGCCACAGCGGACUGGGACAGCUCUGUGUGGGCCAUGGAGCUCAGAGGGAAUCUGAUUGCUGCAGGCAGGAGCAGUGGCAAACUGGAGCUGUGGGAUGCAGUCGAAGGGUCGUUACGCUGCAGUAAUGAGGAGGGUGUCUCUGGGAUCACAGCUCUAGCUUUUCUCAACAACAGAAUCGUAGCAGCUCGUCUAAACGGCUCUCUAGAUUUCUUCACUGUUGAGAUAAACAAACCUCUGGCACUUCUCCAGCACAGAGGAACCCCAGGGCGGGGCAGCAUGCCCCCUUCUCCCUGUUACAGCAGUGAGGAUGUGAUCAGUUGUCAGCUCACACGCUCAGUGCAGUGUGCUCACCAGAAGCCCAUCACUGUUCUGAGAGCAGCCGCCGGGAGGGUGGUCACAGGCAGCCAGGACCACACAGUCCGGGUUUAUCGUCUGGAGGACUCGUGUUGCCUCUUUACCCUUCAGGGUCACUCUGGAGGAAUCACAUCCAUUUACAUAGACCAAACAAUGGUUCUGGCAAGUGGUGGGCAGGACGGUGCGAUCUGUUUGUGGGACGUCCUGACAGGAAGCCGGGUGAGCCAUGUGUACGGUCACCGUGGCGAUGUCACCUCUCUGGUCUGCACCACGUCUUGUGUUAUCAGCUCAGGACUGGAUGACCUUAUCUGUAUCUGGGAUCGCAGCACCGGGAUCAAGCUCUACUCCAUACAACAGGAAGUGGGCUGUGGGGCGAGCCUGGGCGUCAUCUCUGAGUCCUUGUUGGUGACUGGGGGCCAGGGCUGUGUGUCCUUCUGGGACCUGAACUUCGGUGACCUGCUGCAGACUGUCUACCUGGGUCAGAGCGGCGAUGGCCAGGGUGUGAGGCAGCUGCUGGUGCUGGACAACGCUGCCAUUGUGUGUGACUUUGGCAGUGAGCUCAGCCUGGUAUACGUGCCAUCAGUGCUGGAGAAGCUCGACUGAAGAUGGACUGACAGAACGUGGAUGCUCAGAUGCCAUAGUUCUUGUCAGGAGAAAAACGUGCACUCAGAACAUCUUUUUCUCCUCAAUCAUUUGUACUUUCUUUUUCCAAUUUUCCUCUUGAGACUUGAUCUUUUGGCUGGUUUUCCACAUGCAUAAAAGGCUUCCUUUUGUUUUAAGCAGUGAGAUGUUUGAGUGCACACUUGGAUGGAUUACAAAGAUGGACUGAAACAAGGUGCAAUUAGCUGCAUAGUUUUUUGCAGCUCCUUGACACUUGUAAAGGUCAUGAGGUGAGUUAAAGAAUAUUUGGACAUGAAGAGGAUCUGACGGUUACCAGUUUGUGCUUUCCGUGUUUCCAUGGUUCUGCCCUCUAUGCUGCUGAAGUGGGUGAGGCUCUGCUAUGAGCACGCUCAGUGAGAGAGAGGAAGAUGAAACCCGUCUCCUCGUCUUGUGCUGUUCCUGCCGUGUGGUCGGAGGUGCAGCAGCGUCCAGCUAAACUUAUACCUGAACAUGUUAGUGAAUGAGUGAGUGUGGGCUCUUCCUCUGGUCAUAGUACUGCUGAGGACUCAAACCAGUUAGUGUGAGUGAAGGCCAGUGGCUGAUUACUGUACAAAGUUAACCUCCAGAGGGGGUUGUUUUUACUAUGUAUAAAUUUAUUAUUUAUUAGUGAUACAUUUUUGAAAUAACAUUUUGUUUAUGAAUGGCUAAUCCUGACUCCUAAACAUGAGAGAAUAUAAUGUGGAGAUAAUGACAUGGUGAUUUUUUUUUCCCUGGGUGGGGGAGGGGGUCUUUGUAAUGCUGAGCUGGAGACAUUUAGUGAGCUCAUUAGGCUAUCUCCAUGUUCCAAACUGCUUGUAUUUUGGAUGAAAAUACUGAUGUCAUGUUUACAUUGGCUACUGUAUUUUGUGUGUGCCCUUUAGAGAUUUUUUUUAUGACUGUUUACAGAACUCACACAGAUGAUUUUCAUCUUCAUUCCACUUUUUUUUUCCUAUUUAGUUCAUGACAAAUCCAUGAAAAUGCCACUUUUUUUUCCAGAGAAAAUGUGAAGAAAAAAUAUAGAGAACAGAGCAUUAAAUCAGCAUUCAUAAUAUUAACUUUACCCCUACUGUUUGCAUUUGCUCUUCCAGUUACAGUACUAUGCAAAAGUCUUUGACAUGCAUAUUUAUUUCUCAUUCUGUUUUCUUCGGUUAAAACAACAAAAUACAGAAAAUAUGUGCACAGCCAAGACACACAAAAAAACUAAACUAAAUGGGUUGUAAUGGUUAAAGUCACUAGCUAGUGUGACCCCUGACCACAUGAUGAGAAGCAUCACAAACAGAAACAUCUGACAUGUUGAAUGAAACUUGGUGUAAAACAUCAGAAAAUUAAAUGAAAUGAACAAUGGGAUUAAAGACAUGAGUAGGUCACACUUAAUACAACUACUUUGGUUUCUAAAAGCUGCUUUCCUCUUAAAGUUGUUUUUACUGCUGUACAAACUUCCCAUAUAUCUUACUACAGAGACCAACAAAUGCAUAUGCGUGGUUAUUAGAACUUUACUGAACCAACAGACCUAAUGUUCGUCUAGGGCUUUUGCACAGUACUGCACAAAAACAGAUCAAACUGAUCGUUUAAUAGUUAAAUGCUGAUACAUCUGAGGACCAUUUGCAUUGGUUCUGAAUGCAUUUCAGUGGCUCUUCAGAGUAGCAUUUGGCACUGAAACAUUUAUGGAACUUCAGUUGUUUGAAAGCACAUUAAUUCAUAAAAAGGCGGGUUUGCUGGCCUAACAUAACCCAGAGAACAGUGGAUGCACUGUGCUGUCUUUUAAAGGGAUAGUUUCAUUGAAAUGGGAUGCUAUUAGUAUUACCUGCAUGAGGAGCACUUCCCUUUUUAAUGGAGCUGCCUGGAAGCAUGAGUAAAAACUGCCCAAAAUUAAAUAGCUGCAUUACAUAGUUCUCUUCCCCUCUUCUGCUGUAGUUACUUGUGAACCUUCAGGUCUUUUCUCUGAAUCCCUGUUGGAGAAUGUCAUCCUCCAGGUGUAAGACGUGUCCUGACAGACGCCAGCUAACCACAAACCAGAAUGUACUUUGUCCAGGUCAUCCAGCACCUUCUGCAUCAGCUGAGUGUAGAUCUAGACCCCAACAGUUCCAUGUCGGGGAAACCAGCAGCUAAAUGCUCAACAGUAUCGCAGACCACGAAAUCUGUUUCACCACUAACCCUCUGACACAAGUGCUUCCGCACAUUUGGGCACUUUGACCAACAGGAGUUUACACACACACACCAACACACACACUCAAAGGAAUUGUGGAUGUCAUACCUGCAGAGCAUUUCGACAUGACCAGGCUCACAGUCUGAUCACAGGGACAUCGAUACCAAUGAUUUGUGUCUACGCUGUAUGACCCCUGCAUCCCCGUGAAACCAUGUCUGUGACGCCUCUCCGUCUCAUUUAUUAGCUCUUGAAUAUUCUAUCAGCAGGAGGCAAUGAACCUAUAGAAAUAGGAAAAUGUCUAAUUUUUUCUGGGUUUGUUUUUUUUUUUUUAUCUUUGUUUUCUAGCAAUGUGAAUUUGUUUUCUAUAUUGAGGGAGGGAAGGAUGCUGGCAAUUUCCAAACUGAAUCUCAGCCUCUUAUCAAAUGUUGUAGCUUAUCACUCAGCCUUGUAACCAUAUCUAGCAGUACAACAUAAGAUUCAUUUUGAAGAAAAACUUGCUCUAACAAACUAAACAAGGCACUAUAUCAGCUGUGGAGAGGAUCAAGAUGGAGGAUGCAUACAGGUUAAAUCAGAGGACCCCUUGUUGAUGGGGUUAUAUGGAAAUCAUUACCAUCAUAGUGAGGCACUAACUACUGUACUGAAAUGCAGCCACUAAGGAUGGAACAUUCAAAUUAGAUUUAUCAGAUCAAAAUAUUUGGUGACAUCUAAUUCAACCAAGUCCUUUCAGGACGUCAGUAUGUGAAAUGUUACAGUGGGUGCUAGUGAGUCAUUUCUAGCAAGACAUCAAAAUUUAAUGUUCACAACAUCCUACAGCAGAAGACAAGCAUAUCCACGUCUUUUGAUGAUUUUGACCAAAGUGGGUUUCCACUUGGUGCUUGUGGUAUUUCUCUAAGACCAGUUUAUUCAAGUCCAUAUACCAAAAAAUGCAGAAAUGACCAACUCAAACCAGAAUGGCAGAUGUCUGUUGGGAACAGGGUUUAGUUCCAAGAUGCUUUGUGCAUCUGGACUUGAUACAUGUUUAAUAUACAGUACUCUACCUACAUCUAGGUCAAACCACACCUGAAUAGCUCAAUAGCUCAUAGGGAGCUAUUGAUCCAUCUUCCCACAUACAAGAGAUGUUUGAUGUCAUUUCAAUACAAUAAUAGCACCUAGAAUCUGCAGCAGGCAUGGUCAUGUCACAUUUCCAAACUGUUCCACAGUUUACAUAGUAUGUGUCAUGUUCUGACCACAUGAAGAAUCAUUUAAAGCAA
This is a messenger RNA of Sphaeramia orbicularis (orbiculate cardinalfish), 7542 nucleotides long. It is a transcript of the gene scap, whose product is annotated as SREBF chaperone. The transcript has 23 exons. The record is from RefSeq and is a predicted model, not a curated record. Gene Ontology annotation, cellular component: SREBP-SCAP complex; endoplasmic reticulum membrane; Golgi membrane. Gene Ontology annotation, biological process: SREBP signaling pathway; regulation of cholesterol biosynthetic process. Gene Ontology annotation, molecular function: protein binding; sterol binding. NCBI's taxonomy places the organism in Eukaryota, Metazoa, Chordata, Actinopteri, Kurtiformes, Apogonidae. The coding region runs from base 1 to 4110 and encodes 1369 amino acids.